Messenger RNA from Bombus pyrosoma, 8582 nucleotides. RefSeq names its product acetylcholine receptor subunit alpha-like (gene nAChRalpha4). NCBI's taxonomy places the organism in Eukaryota, Metazoa, Arthropoda, Insecta, Hymenoptera, Apidae. The transcript has 12 exons. The coding region runs from base 234 to 1952 and encodes 572 amino acids. Gene Ontology annotation, biological process: signal transduction; nervous system process; regulation of membrane potential. Gene Ontology annotation, cellular component: neuron projection; synapse; postsynaptic membrane. The record is from RefSeq and is a predicted model, not a curated record. Gene Ontology annotation, molecular function: transmembrane signaling receptor activity; acetylcholine-gated monoatomic cation-selective channel activity.
UAUGCAGAUUGUUCGAACAACGACACGGUUUACGUUUGCCAAGGAUACAGUUUAGACUGUUGGCAAUUAAUUAACCACUUAACGGAACGUGACAAAAGCUUGAUACCCUUGUGAAGCAACCGAUGGUUCUUAUCGGUCGUAAUUUUUUAUCAUUCGUGGUUCGUGGUUAGUGCAGCCGAGCAGGAGUUCGAUAGGGACGAGUGUGUUGGCCAUAGUGGAGGAAGCAGGGGUCCAUGAUGCCCCCCAUAAUAGGGGAAACACUGCGCGUAUGGUUCCUCUCGGCGUUGGUGGUUCACGGUGCUGUCGCCGGCAAUCCAGACGCGAAACGCCUUUACGACGACUUGCUUUCUAACUAUAACAAACUAGUGCGCCCUGUUGUGAAUACCUCGGACGUACUACGUGUGUGCAUUAAAUUGAAACUUUCGCAGCUCAUCGAUGUGAACUUGAAGAAUCAGAUCAUGACGACGAAUCUGUGGGUCGAACAGUCAUGGUACGACUACAAACUGCGAUGGGAGCCGAAGGAGUACGGUGGUGUUCACAUGUUACAUGUGCCAUCCGACCACAUAUGGCGGCCCGACAUAGUCCUCUACAACAACGCGGACGGCAACUUCGAGGUGACCUUGGCCACGAAGGCCACCAUCUACCAUCAAGGAUUGGUCGAGUGGAAGCCCCCUGCCAUUUAUAAGUCAUCCUGCGAGAUCGACGUGGAGUACUUCCCAUUCGACGAGCAGACCUGUGUCCUCAAGUUCGGUUCGUGGACCUAUGACGGCUUUAAGGUCGAUCUAAGGCACAUGGACGAGAAAUCGGGAAGCAAUGUAGUGGACGUGGGAGUCGAUCUCUCCGAAUUCUACAUGUCGGUAGAAUGGGAUAUUUUAGAAGUACCUGCAGUACGAAACGAGAAAUUUUACACCUGCUGCGACGAGCCGUAUCUGGAUAUCACAUUUAAUAUAACAAUGCGAAGAAAAACACUUUUCUACACUGUGAACAUAAUCAUUCCGUGUAUGGGAAUUUCCUUUCUUACGGUACUGACGUUCUACCUACCUAGCGACAGCGGCGAAAAGGUCACGCUGUCCAUUUCCAUUCUCAUCAGCCUUCACGUGUUUUUCCUGCUGGUCGUCGAGAUCAUUCCACCUACGUCGCUGGUAGUGCCGCUGCUUGGAAAGUACCUGAUAUUUGCCAUGAUACUCGUCUCCAUAAGCAUAUGCGUGACGGUGGUUGUGCUUAAUGUUCACUUUCGAUCGCCGCAAACUCACAAAAUGGCACCUUGGGUGAAGAGGGUUUUUAUCCACAUCCUUCCUCGCCUGUUGGUUAUGCGGAGGCCCCAGUAUAAAUUCGAAACAAAUAGAUAUAGUUCUGGCAGAGUGCUAAUGAAAACAGUCGGAGGGAAGGAAAAGCCCUUCUAUUAUCCUUAUCAUCCAUCUACUCAGGAGGACAGCGAAGAACAUCUAACACCCAAACGAUUUCACAGCCGCAUGCGUGCUGCGUCGAAGGAAGACCUCUCACCUUCCAGCCUUGCUGACGGUGCAAGGUUCGGUGGAAGUUGCUUAAUCCACGGGCCACCGUUACCGCCGCUUCCUCUUCAUACAGAAUGCGAGGAUCUCUCUGUUUCUGGCGAAGCAGGAAUCGAAGAGGUGAAAAGUCCGGUACUACGAAGUCCACCAGCCUUCUCGCAUUCGCGUUGUCCUCCCGAAAUUCACAAAUCCUGCAUCUGUGUGCGUUUCAUCGCAGAGCACACCAAGAUGCUCGAAGACUCGACUAAGGUGAAAGAAGACUGGAAAUACGUGGCGAUGGUCUUGGACAGACUGUUUCUUUGGAUCUUCACUUUGGCGGUGCUGGUUGGCACAGCUGGCAUCAUCCUGCAGGCUCCCACCCUCUACGACGACCGGGUACCAAUUGAUAAAAAAUUCAGCGAAUUCGCAACCACGACGGUAGUAAACUGUCCGCCGCAAUAGUCCAUGCCCGAGCCCUGCACCGUAGAGAAAGACUAAGGACCAACACCCGGAUGUAAUUUACUACCAACCCGGAAUCCCACCCUAGUCUUAGGAACUUCCAGAUUCCACCGCUGUUCAAUAACGAAAUUACGGUAAAAGGGCUCCAUUCCCCAAAGCAAUUGCAAAGUAUACGACAAGCACCAAGUUUCACAAAGGGAGAACAAAGAAAUGAAAGGACGAAAGUUCAAGGAAAUACUAUAUGAGAUUAUCUUUCUAUAUUCCCCCUCCCACCUCCCGGUAUCGUUGUGAAAUCUGACGUUGUUCCUAAAAUAAUAAUAAUAAUAAUAAUGCAAAUUGCCACACGAGAACCGAUACGUUGGAAACGAUGCAUCGUCAAGGAGAGAAUACUUUGGAAUGUUAACGCUUUAGGUUGAGAAAAUAUAUUUGCCAGAAGCAUCGUGGAAAAAAAUUUACUCCCUGUGACUUUCCUUGUUUCGAUCGUUACGAACCUAAACAAACGAACGACUGCGACGCAAUUAUCGACCGUCUAAGAACCUGGAUUUAUUUCCUAGCUUCGUUCGAGCAUUGCCGUUGUGAAUAGAAGAAACGAUCGACUCGUCGAUACGUUGCGAACAAUUUUGGAAAGGAACUUAUAUCUACAUAGUCUGCUCAAGUAAAUCGUAAUAUGAAGCUGCCACUAUUUAAAAUCGGGUUAUCUUAAAGCAACAAGCUAAUUAACGAUACAUUGUAAUAAUAAUCUAGCUAAGCCCAUGGCGGCUCUGAUCGAACUACCGGGAUGCUCGAGUAGAUCGAACGAACAAACAGAAUGUUGGAACGUUGUUCACGGUGAAUACGAUUGGUCCCGGACUAGGGGUUACGAACAUUCACGAGUAAACUGUCGCGUGUUUUAUAUAUCCCGUUUACCCGACAUGUUAAGAGAAAUUAUUCUAGGUAUCACGAUCGUAGGUAGCUCGUUGUACGACACGAAUUUAGCGUGUAACUUUACGUAUAACCGAUUAGUUGUAAACAUUUAGGGACGUACCCGUUUGUACGAAUGUAUCUAUAAGAGAAACGGAGGAGAGGAGAGCAUUGAUUUGAAUGUAUGUGCAUUCAAAUGUCACUUGAGAUAGUUACUCGAUAUUUUGUCCUUCGAACGUUUAUCGAAAAUUACGCAAACGUAUUUUCCAUUUAUUCCUUAAUUUCGCAUUUUUAAUGGCAGGAAGCAAUUUGAGGACAGAAAUUAAAAGACUAUAUUUCAUUUGUUACGAUAAUUCGUUUUGCAUUUUUAUCGCAUUUUUGCAAACGCAUAGGAAGCAAUUUAAAGUGAGAAAUUAAAAGGGUGUAUCUCAUCUAUUAUCUACACGUUAAAUUGAACCAGAGUUAAACUUUAUCUGUAAUGUUAUACACGUAUCGUAUAUUAAUCAUGUUAAUUAUGUAAUAUACAUUUCGCAUCUAAUAGGAAUCCAAUUACUUUUUUUAAUAAAGUCAGCUACGUUUCCUUCGAUCAAUUUGAAAUAAUUGACAAUUUCUUGAAAGUCGUACAAAAUUCGAACGACUCCGUCUUUUAUGUAAACGUGUUAAUAAAAAACAGCUUUUUGUGAAAUUGCAGUAGUUCGUAUUUCAAAACACGUAUUACAAAUAAGUUCUUACAAAAUUUGUCCAACGCGUAUGGAGUUAUAAAAAUGCGAAAGUAUCUUUCUUUCAGAUAUUACUCGAACUAAAUAAUACACAUCUAAACAAGAUAAGUAUUUACGAAACUAAACAAUUCUUGAAACUUGCAUAAUUUCACGCAAAAUGGAAAAUAGGAAAACAUCGUGGACAUAAAGUAUUUCCGUUUGUUCUCUUUGGAAUAUUUAACGUAUCGUACAAUGUAUUCAUUGUCGAUAUAUCGGUAAUUAGCACGAAAUAUAACCUCUUUUUUUUUUGCACGUGGAGAAAUCCUCAUGGACACUCCGCUGCCGCUAACAGUAGCAGCAGAGUAGUGUCGGAAUUCUACCGACUAAAACUCCACGUUGGCCAUCCUACGCGUAUGACAGGGGAUGCUCCAGGAACCUCGGGUGAAUUACUUCUGUUGCAUCCCCUCCCGCGUUCUCUCUUCGAGCCAGUCCUGUAUAGCACGAAACAUAACCUAACAAUUCCCAUUUGCCGUUCGAUGGAUACCAUCUCGAGGGACAUUUCGUUGCACACAUGUUAUACUUCGCCUCUGUAAAAAUAUUGUAUUUUGUAACAAGAGUCGAAACCCGCGAGACAUUACGAUAAUAAUAACCAAUAGUUCUGUAAGAACAAGUAAAGCAUACGAAUUCUAAAGCUGAUAGAUGUAGCUCAUUGAACAACCGUUGAUGUCGUUGUUCAAUGCUGUAGUACGUGGUUGAUGUCACUGUGAGUUGUCUUCGUUCCUUUUUAUUCCGUUUCGUGUUCAUCCGUUUCUUUCACUUACAUUUUCAUUAGAUAAUUAUGCGCUAUAUACAAAUAUGUACUGUCGCAAUUAAAUGAUCGUUAGUUGCGCCUUGUGCGAGCGGACUGAUAUUCGCGAGAAUUGUAACAUAACGUCGGAGAAUCUGCGAUUCCUUGGCAAAAUUCACGAAUUACCAAUGCUCAACGAUAAUCGUUCAUUUCUAGCUUCGUUAAACUCACGACUACUUUUUCGCGAUAGAAGGGAAGAGCCUUACCCGGACAUUUUGCGACUCGACUCGGCGAAUCCCUAAUUCUUCGACGUUUCUUAAAUCAUAUUCGUAGCUGAGAGUAAUAAUUUUAACGCAUCCAAGGUACGAUGCCUUACGUCACGUUGCAUUGUAAAUACAUUUGUAGGAUGAGAAGUAUUGGUUCCGUAAAUACUGCCAUUAGAAAGCGUUGUUAGUGUGAAAGACGUUUUUGAGUCGUCGUAUUGAUAAGCUCCGCGGUUCCUCCUCAAUCGGUAGCUACUUGUAAAACACGUAUGUACGAGACUAGGCUGAUAAUGAAACAAUACUCGUCACUGUACCGUGAGAAUGAAGACAGCUGUGCGAACGAAACAGGAAAGAAAUUAAAGAGCAAUUUAUUGGCUACGAAUCAACGUGCCUAUUUUUCCAUAUAAUCGCAAGCUUUUUCAUUCCGUUAGCGAAGGAUUCUGUCGAUCUGCUUUCGAUAAAGGGACUCACAGCUGCCUUGACUUCAUCGUCGCGCUUCGAACGAACGUACCAUUCAAGAUCCUGCUCAAUGAAGAAAUGGAAAUCCGAUGUAUUUCCCCUGGUCGUAACGUUUCCCGCCGUUAAAAAUUCGAUUACUACAGGCUGCUCGAAUCUCGUUGACAUUGCAUUCAACGUUCAACGAGCGUUCAAGCUCGCCGUAAACAUAGAGGAAGCUAUGUAGCUACAAGCUGAACGUAGCCGGUGCCGUUUCCGCUGCUUUCGUCCUCCGGUUACACGCGAGCGUGCAUUAUUUAUCGACCUAGCCUCGUGCAAAAUUAAAUGAAAAUGAACAAAAAGUGGGGCAUCAAGUUCAACAUUGACCAACGCGUAAAAAUUUCAAUGUCGGAGAACAAACGAAUGGUUUCUGAUUGAUGGAGAACCGAUCUCGGAACACGUAGUGUCGGAAGACAAGUAAACGUAUUUGCUACCUGAUUGAAAAAUCGUCCAGUGAACGCCGAACGAAUGUUAGAACGAACGGGAAGUCGCAACGUCGACGUUUCGGCCGCGAUGUUCCAGAGGCCACGAUUCUCCCUUAGAGGAACGAACGAGACUUGUAAGAGGUUUACUUUGCACUAAAACGAUAGGAAAGAACGCACACAUUUUCUAUGAUAGAGUCAGUUACUUAUUUACAUGUUAACAUUGUAAUUACGCAUUAGUGCGUCGAAGCAGUUGUACCGGAUCGCAAGCUCGGCCCCGCAAAGCUACGAGUCUUAAAGUCUCACUUUGACAAUAGUAGAUUAUUCCAACGAUGAUCGGCUAUUGUUACUUUGAUAUUUUAACAGUUGUUAACCUGUCGCUGUAGUUGUUUAGUUGUUGUUGACGAUGAAGCAGAGCGGUCGAGGUAAUUGUCCAAGAGCCACGAAGGGGAAAGCUAAAAGUUCUUGAAAGCGAAAACCAGUGCGUGGUAUUUAGAUAGUAAUUAGCGGCAUAGAACAGAUAUUAUAUAUAAAUAUAUAAAUAUAUAUAUAUAUAUUAAGUCUAAGGUGUGUAAAUAAUAUGUACAUAGCUAAAGAUAACGUAAGCCAGAUAUUAUAAAGCGAUUGAGGUUUUUUUACUAUUGCAAAAAACUGGGAUCACGCGUUGCACGAAAGGGUCCCACGACGCUGUUUAAAAAUCGUUGUAACGCGACCAUGGUCGGUAGUUGAGAUUCAUUAAACGUCAUUUUGUUUGAUCAAUGACAACGAACGAGUCGACGUAAUUUCGUUUUUCUCCGUUGCUUCGUAAAGCUAAGUGUGAGUGUAAGUUCCGUGCUGUUUCUGUCUGUUCUUUCAAUGGCGUAUGCUAUACGAUCGUGUUUUGUCGUAAGAUUGUGUCAUAAUAUUAAUAUUUCAUAAGAAUGUAAACGAUUUCUGCGUUCGCGUGUGAAAUUUCAAUCGAUGUUCAACUAAUCGUUACGGAUGUAAUAUUUUCAAGUUUUUAUACACAAUUCCUCGAUCUUAAGCGAAAGAUAAAAGAGAAUCCAUUCUUCUCGUCGAUGGAGAUUCUAGACCACAGCAGUUUGUUCAAGCGUGUAAUUAUAUUCGUCGCGGUAACUUCUCUACUUUAGUUCAUUCGAUAACGAUAAUUCACGUUUAUAAUAUUUUCAUUCACGCAACAAAUACAUACAUAUAUAUAAACGUUAACGGGUCUCGUCUAACUAUAUUAACCUUAGGAUAAGAUCGCAAUGCUGCAGACGAUAACUUGCUAAGUGGAGUCAUUGGUCAUCGUGGCCUUCGCCUGGAACUAUACUCAACGUUUUUUCCAGCGGUAAAGAGUGGCGUUUUGCCGACGAAACAAGCAAGAACAACGCGGAUUCAAAUCGUUCCUCGAUGCACAAUUUAUACAGAAUUCAAUGGAAGAAGAGAAGAAACAGGAGCGUGCUUGUUGGCCCGUAUCUUGAUCGAUAUUUAAAUAAAACUGCAUAUAUUCUGAGAGCGAUCGCUAUGCGGGUGUUAGCUGAAACACGAACGGAUUUUAGUGUCGAAUCUUCGUGAAUUUCGUGUAUACUUGUUUACUGAAAUUCGCAAGAUGCUCGUGCGACCUUUGUUCGUCAAGAAUCUCUGAAAAAAGAUACAAAACAAAAUUCGAUGUCAACAAAUUACCUUGGCUUUUUAAUACCUUGUUCUUUCGCCAAGACGCUGUUACUUUUUAACGUCUUUUUCUAUGUGUUAUAAAAUUCGAACUGACAAAAUGCAAAGAUUCGGCGAUGAUAGGAAAGGGUUGAUUCGCAAAGAGUUUCGAAGAACGUUUUUCUCGAAGGCUUGGAAGCUUCUAAGUAAAAGCAUUGCGCAAAAUGCCGAGGAAUUAAUUAAAAUCAAUCGAAGCUCGUUACAUGUACCGUAACCAUCGUUAAGUAAACGGAAUAUGUAAUAAAUUUAAGAAGAUACGGAGAAAUCGAACUUAAAGCAUAUUGUACACGUAUUUUCAGCGUAACGAUAUAUUACAGUUGGAUCGCGGAUUUUUGUGCAUUUAGCAGAAAUGUGAAAUUACGAAAAUGUACAAAAUGCAUGUACCACGCGAAAAGCAAGAAGAUAUUUGAAGCGAGAAACUACUUGUUGCGAUAUUUAACAGGUGAAAUAAUAACUUUAUGUAAGUAGGUUAGAUUUUUUCAUGUUAAUAAAAAUAGAAAAUUGCAUAAAGAUCCACAGUCUAAAUGUAGUACAUCGUUUGACUUAAAAACGAUACAAUUUUUCGUAAUACCAUAAAACAGAUACAUCGAUUCUCGAUAAAUUCCACCUACAUUCUUCAUUUGUAUCUCCUACUUCGUAUGUUACAGUGCCAAGUAAACGCGCGACAAGCCUAAAUCGUAUAAUGACAAUAAACGUUGAAAAACAACCAAACAAUCAGUCAUCGUGAAAUCUGCUCUUUUCAAUUAUCUCAUUGACUCGCGAAAACUCGACACGACGUACCAAAAUGCCCAGUCAUUUAUGAUAUUCUGGGAGCGACGAAGAAGAAAAAUUCAUUUCGAGCCAAGCGAUAGGCUAACGUGGAACGAUUGAAAGGAAGAAAAGUAAUUUGUCACUUCCAGAACUGCCAGAAUUUCUCUUCUUAUCACUUCAUUAUGAGUUGACUGUCCGAGACUCAUUUAUAUCGACACCCGCGUCCCGAUCUUUGACCACUUGACACGUUUUAAUGCGUAACUUAAUAAAAGGUAGCUUAAUAAUUCCAUACUUGAGAAAUAUUAGUGACGUAGGCUAAGGAUGAGUAAGGAUAUGGUUACAUUAUAACGAUAAUUAUAGUAAACGAAUGUACUGUAUAGCGAUAGUGCUAUUUAAAAUGAGAAAAAUAACGAGCAGAAAAAAAAAAUAAGGGAGAAAAUUAUCCGAGUAUUGACUACUAUCGUUAGAUACAACUACUAUGUAUAUCGUUUGUUAAAUAUGUACCUAUAAAUUAUUGACGACCGUUGUUCUAAGACUACACGAUGUAAGGACGAGAUUCUUGUUGCUUGGUUUUGUAAUCAUGCUUGAUAAAAGCAUUCGAAGAAUAAAACUUGUUGUCGUAGAAA